This is a messenger RNA of Osmia lignaria (orchard mason bee), 1707 nucleotides long. RefSeq names its product TM2 and DnaJ domain-containing protein wurst (gene wus). Lineage: Eukaryota; Metazoa; Arthropoda; Insecta; Hymenoptera; Megachilidae. The record is from RefSeq and is a predicted model, not a curated record. Gene Ontology annotation, cellular component: membrane.
UGCGAGGGUACCGUUACAACUGACGGAGCGUUGAACCCUAAAUGGUACGAACCGGCGUGGUGGAACUACCUUCGGCAUUUCCUAAAUCGCCACUGACAAGUGCACUUAGGCCAGUUGUGUUCUUCCCAAAUGAAUCAUCGAAAAAAUUGUGUACGCGUUGCCUGACAAUUAUAGCUUGCAAUUAGUGGGAUCGUGAAACUCGAAAACAAAGGUGUUUCAGUAUAAAGAGUGAGGAUGGAAUUGAAAAAUGGCCACGUCGAAGAAAAGGAAAAGAAAAGAACGAAGAAACAGAAGUCGAUCUUUUGGACUUACGUGUUGUGGUUGUUUGGAGGUCUGUUUGGGGCACACCACGUGUAUUUGGAACGAGACAUACAAGCGUUCGUCUACUUUAGCACUUUUGGGGGAUACUUUGGUCUCGGAUGGCUUCGAGACAUUUACAGGAUUCCUUCGUACGUGCGAGACGCUAACGAAGAUCCCGGUUUCUUGAACGAAUUCAAACAGAAAGUCAGAAGCAAUGGAAAGCCGCCAUUCUCCACUGUGCGAUUUGCUGCCGAAAAUGCAGUGGCGUAUUUAUGGGCUGAACUGUUUCGUAAUGCCAUUCCGGAAGACGAAAUUUUUGGUAUCAAUUUCAGGCACUUGUUAAUCUUGACACCCUUGGUGAUUGCUCUAGGUGUCUGGACGAUCGGAAAUAUCGGCAGGGAACAAGGAUCCAUAUGGUUCGCUUUAUGCUCGGCGUACUUGUUUUAUCCAACUUUAUCCUAUAUCGGGGACGACACCGUAUGGUUGUCUUUGAUGAUCGUAGCCGCUAGCUUAAGUUUCGAUACGUUCAGCAAGCAAUGGAGACUAAAGCCAAGAAGGAAAAGAAACCUUGUUCAAAGAAUCGUUUACCUAGGCUUCGCUGUCGCGAUUUAUCUUUGUUUGAUAGGAUGUUAUCUCUACUUCAAUGCAGUCAUUACCGACAGCGAAGGCGAAGAGAUCAAACUAUCCGAAGCGAUUCAGCAUUUCUUAACGUCUCCUAUAUGGCUGGAUCUUAAGGCUAGCUUGGAAGCGACGUGGAAUCAAGCGAUGCAUCAAGGUUUUUGGGCAACAUGGACGCAACUGGUGGACCUAACCGAUCCUCGGGGAGAAAUAAAUGCUUACAAAGUGUUGGGUCUGUCGCAAACGGCCACGCAAACCGAAGUAACGGCUCGUUGGAGAGCUCUCUCGAGAGACAAUCAUCCUGACAAGAUAAAAGGCAGCGAGGAGGAGAGAAGACAAGCCCAAGAAAAGUUCAUGGAGAUACAGCAGGCGUACGAAAUCCUUUCGAAGGCAAAGAAUCGUAGACAACGUCGCAACAGAAAAUCUGAUUGAUCUGCGAGCAGUUUAAUUGUGUAUGGCAACUUUAAGGUAUCCCAGCUUUCGUACAAGUUGCAAAAUUAAUCAAAGUUCCGAUCGAUAGGUUCAUAGUAUUCGUGGAAAUAUUUCGUAUCUCGAAUACGUUUCGCGAUUUAGAAUAAGAACACAUAUAUAUGUAGAAAGUAUACAUAUGUAGGUUACAUGUUUUUCACUCGAUCGACAAUUUAGGCGAGGUACGGUGACGAAAUGAUUUUGGGCACCGAUCACAUUCUGCCUCGUUGUAGAUGUCUGUUUAUACGUGUAAAUACAAGAACUGACUUGUGUAAAUAUGUUUAUACCUGUAAAUAUAAAAGCAAGAAAAGAUAGUAUGUA